UUGAUGGAAAACUACACUUACAACAGCUUCACACUCCACCUGGAGGGGUUAAAUGUCUCAAAGGAGUCCAUUUACCCUGUGUAUAUUUUAAUCUUUUUAUCCUACUUGUUUAUAAUUGUUGCAAAUGUGGGCAUUGUAGUUGUGGUUGUCAUGGAAAAAAGCCUUCACCAGCCCAUGUAUCUCCUUUAUGGGAACCUGUCAGUCAACGAUCUACUUGGAAACACUAUCGUUGUGCCCCGUUUGCUUGUAGACUUGUUGAGGCCUCCCUCUGAACGCGUCAUCAGUUAUUAUGAAUGUGUGGUCCAAGCUUUCAUAACACACAUGUCUAGUACCGCUGUUCACACUGCGCUCAUGAUUAUGGCCUUUGACAGAUAUGUGGCCAUCUGCUAUCCCCUGCGCUAUGCUGCCAUAAUGACCAACAAGAUGUUGAUCAAGCUGACAGUUUCUGCCUGGGGAGUGGCCUUUGUUCUGGUCGGGAUUCUUCUCGGUCUGACCAUACGUCUGAACCGAUGCAGGACUCUGAUCAAAAGCUCUUACUGUGACAAUGCUGCACUGUUUAAACUCUCCUGUGAAGAUGUUUCUAUUAAUAACAUCUAUGGCCUCACUUUCACUGUGGUCCUGUUCACAGGUUCAAUAGGCAGCAUUGUUCUCACCUACACCAAGAUUACAGUAGUCUGUCUGACCAGUAAGAACAAGUCUUUGAACAGUAAAGCCUUGAAGACCUGCAGCACUCACCUGGUUGUGUAUCUGAUCAUGCUGAUCAGUGGAUUUGUUGUCAUUAUUUUGCAUCGUUUCCCCCAGUACUCGGACUACAGAAAACUCUCUGCCAUUCUGUUUUUUACUGUCCCAGGCAUCCUCAACCCCAUUAUUUAUGGCAUGCAGUCCAAAGAGAUACGAACAUUUUUGUCUAAGUUGUUUGAGUCUAAGACAAUUUUGCCGUCAUAA
Molecule: messenger RNA, 945 nt
Organism: Micropterus salmoides (largemouth bass)
Lineage: Eukaryota; Metazoa; Chordata; Actinopteri; Centrarchiformes; Centrarchidae
Product: olfactory receptor 52N5-like
Exons: 1
Coding region: 4-945 (313 amino acids)
Biological process (GO): G protein-coupled receptor signaling pathway
Cellular component (GO): membrane
Molecular function (GO): G protein-coupled receptor activity; olfactory receptor activity
Source: RefSeq, a predicted model, not a curated record